This is a messenger RNA of Pistacia vera, 1134 nucleotides long. RefSeq names its product cellulose synthase-like protein D2. The coding region runs from base 193 to 1134 and encodes 313 amino acids. The transcript has 2 exons. NCBI's taxonomy places the organism in Eukaryota, Viridiplantae, Streptophyta, Magnoliopsida, Sapindales, Anacardiaceae. The record is from RefSeq and is a predicted model, not a curated record.
AAAUCCUAAGAGCUGGUCUGGUCUUAACUAGCCGGCGAUCCACGAAACCGACUCAUUCCUCGAACUCUUUUACAUGUUCUUCUCUUCGCCAGCACAAAGAAGCUUCUCUUUUUCUCAUUAUUUUAAGCUCACAAUCUCAGCUUUAUGCCAUUUAUUAAAGAACCAAGGCUGAUUCUUUUGUAGUGUUCAAAUAUGGCUUCCAAAUCAUUCAAAGGAAGCCGAUCAAACCUAUCAACGUCUUCAGAUGCUCAUGAUGCACACAGACCACCAUUACCUCCAACUGUGACAUUUGGCCGGAGAACUUCCUCUGGUCGCUACAUCAGCUACUCACGCGAUGAUCUUGACAGUGAGCUUGGAAGUAGUGAUUUCAUGAACUACACAGUACACAUACCGCCCACCCCUGAUAAUCAACCUAUGGAUCCAUCAAUCUCACAGAAGGUUGAGGAACAAUAUGUUUCGAAUUCACUCUUUACGGGAGGUUUCAAUAGCGUUACUCGAGCACAUCUCAUGGAUAAGGUGAUUGAAUCUGAAGCAAACCAUCCCCAGAUGGCUGGUGCAAAAGGGUCUUCAUGUGCAAUCCCAGGGUGUGAUGCGAAGGUGAUGAGUGAUGAGCGUGGUGUGGAUAUUCUCCCUUGUGAGUGUGAUUUUAAAAUAUGUAGGGACUGCUAUAUUGAUGCAGUGAAAACUGGAGGUGGGAUUUGCCCAGGAUGUAAGGAGCAAUACAAGAAUUUAGAUCUGGAUGAGGUGGCCGUGGAUAAUGGGCGGCCACUACCACUUCCUCCCCCAGCUGGAAUGUCCAAAAUGGAGAGAAGGUUGUCUUUGAUGAAGUCAACAAAGUCGGUGCUGAUGAGGAGCCAAACCGGGGAUUUUGAUCACAAUCGGUGGCUGUUUGAGACUAGAGGAACUUAUGGUUAUGGUAAUGCUAUAUGGCCAAAGGAUGGGAAUUUUGGAAAUGGGAAAGAUGAUGAUGUAGCAGAGCCACAAGAAUUGAUGAGCAAACCCUGGAGGCCACUUACACGAAAAUUAAAGAUACCUGCUGCUGUUCUCAGCCCAUAUAGGUAUAGUUCUCUGUUCUUGAUUAAUCAUUAUGUUAAUUUUCUCCUUUUGAAUUUAGGCAUUCUGAUGAUGAUAUGA